GUGCCGUCAUCGCGCCGCGCACGACGGACGAGCCGGGCCUCUCUGCCGGGAAUCUCGCUACUCUUAUGCCCCGUCCUAACUCUCGCUGGUGGCAGCUCCGAGAGAAAACGUUUGUCGACAUGCUUCGAGUGCUUUGUGUUGAGUGCGCCAGUCCUACUCGAAAGAAAUGUGCUUGGAAUACGUUCAUCUACGGUUUUCUCGGAGUGUGGACUAUUUCGGUUCUACAAUGUGCAGGUUCCCUAACGUACGAGCUGGCAGUGGCGGGAAGCGGCGCGGAGCUUCCGUGUAACGUAACUACGAGUCCUGACGACGAGUGGGCAGUGGCUUUGGUGCUUUGGUACAAGGACAACGCCUCUACACCUCUGUACACAUUGGACUCCCGCAGCGGGGACCUGAACACAGCAAGGCACUUCCCUGCAGAAUCCAUCGCUGGUCGAGCCCGAUACGAUGUUUCUCGUCAGCCCACGGUUCUUCGGAUGUCAGGAGUUAUGGAAUCGGACGCAGGCCAAUAUCGGUGUCGUGUGGACUAUCGGCAGGCACGCACUGAAAAUCAGCUCGUCGAACUUCGUGUUAUAGUGCCCCCUGAUGAAGUCAUUAUCGUGGACGAGUAUGGACAGCGGCUGAUGGAUGUCAUUGGACCGUACAAUGAAGGCUCCACGGUUCUAUUGGUGUGCGAAGCCGAAGGAGGGAACCCGCUUCCAGAAGUGACGUGGUGGAUGGACGACCAAAUCAUCGACGACAGUUUCACUGUGCUACCCCAGGGUUUUGUGCGAAACGAGUUAACCUACGGUCCUCUUCAACGAAGCGACCUCAUGACGCGCCUGGUGUGUCAAGGCUCUAACAACGACUUCAGCGUUCCUGUUGCCAGCGCUGUCACCCUCGACAUAUACUUGAAACCUACACGUGUCAAGAUAACCUCUUCUGCGCGGCCAGUGUCAGCUGGAGAACGAAUGGAGCUCCGCUGUCUCUCCGAAGGAGCCAAGCCUUACGCUCAGAUCACGUGGUUUAAGGAUCAUCAGCGUCUGUCCCACGCUCGAGACGAGGUCUCAAAAGUGGGCAACUUCACAGCAAGCAUUGUAACAUUUCCAACUACGCUAAAGGAUAACGGAAGGAAUGUUACCUGCCGAGCGGAUAACCCCCACUUGCCCAAGAGUGAGCUAAUCGAUGUCUUCAUCCUCAACAUACACUAUUCUCCACGACUCACUUUAACGGCAAGAAACGCCACAUUGCAAGAGGGUGAGGACGCCCUUCUGCACUGCACUGUUGACGCAAACCCCGUCCCCAACACGUUUUCCUGGCGAUUCAACGGUGGUAUCCUGGGUACAAGCAACACGAGCAUGCUGCAUCUCCGAGCAGUGUCCAGGGAUGACAACGGCGAAUACGAAUGUUUGGCUUCAAACAGCGAGGGAGAAGGUGUCAGCAACACUCUUCAUCUUUCGGUCCAGUACGCACCAGUGUGUAAAGAAGAUCUGAAGCGAGAACAUGGUGCAUCGCUGGAUGAGAUUGUUCGCAUCGCAUGUGAUGUGAAAGCGAAUCCUGAACAAGUGAACUUCGAGUGGCUUUACAACACGUCAGUUCGUUCGAGAUAUCUCAGUAGCUUUACGACAAACGGGACACGCAGUCUCGCGACAGUGAUACCUUCGAGCGAAGCCGAUUACGGUGCUCUGUACUGUUGGGCUUUCAACGCUGUUGGAAAGCAGAAGGCGCCAUGCUCAUUUAGGCUUAUACCUGCCGGUCUUCCUGGCCCGCCACAAAACUGCACGACAGUGAUCCUGAGCCGCGACACCGUGAUCGUGCAGUGCCGCAAAGGAUCAAGCGGCGGUCUGCCGCAGGUCUUUCACAUGGAAGUGUUUGACGUGCAGGCAGACGAACUCCAUAUCAACGUCAGCUCAACGGAGAUCCCCCACUUUCGGCUCAGUGGUCUGCCCAGAGACGUUUCUUUUGUUGCUUUGUUAUACGCUUCGAAUGCAAAGGGACGCAGCGCCCCUUUCACGCUCCGGUUUUCAACCGCUUUGCUCAAUCUCUAUCACACGUCCACCGAUCAAAACUCCAUGAAAAUUCUGAACCCUGUUUUGGGUUUCAUAGUCAGCUGUUGCUUGUUGGCGGCCUGCGCCUUUGCCGCGCUGUCUUUACGCAAGUGCAAGAGAAGGUCCGUUGUAGAAGAAAAAGACAUAAAAGAAGUUAUUCCUUUGGAGAAAUACUCCCCGGAAAAAGAUUUCAUGGAGCGGCCUAGAGACGUCGAGGGUAGAUCGCCAGAUUUGAUAUCCACACAAUACGCUGGUCUCGACCAGCCAGAUAUAGCAAAUACAGCCAGGAAAACGAUUACUGGUCAGGUGGAGAGGGAGCUGCCGUCCCCACACUGUUUACAUUCUUCAAAACGUAGUCCAGACGAGGCUGGUCGCAAGUCGGAUUUAGUGCGGUGGCUUCCCGGGGAUAAUGAUUUGGUGGAGGGCCUUCCUUCGCGGGUCGCAGCAGUUAGAAUUUCUUUAGACGGCGGCCCCGGUCACGUCUCUCCUUUAAAGCACGAUCUGGUUCCCGGGGGAAGUUUUCCAGCGCUUGAAACUGCUAUAGGGUGCAGCCAUCAACAAGACAUCUGGCGCCACUGACACGAGCGCGGUGCACCACCUGCUCACAGAACGAUGUGCCUAUAAACAAACACGCAUCCUGAGAACCCCAGCUGAAGGAGACAUACUGCUAUGCGCAAUGAGUGACAGCAACAACAUGUACGUGGCUACUGAACUAUUCUGUGAGCUGCAGCCUUAUCAAGCCAGGCUGAUGUGCCGUUCAACGACCAACUGUGAUCACGGUCUCGCCCGUAUUGAUGCUUCUCGUCUCUGUGUCAACCAAGUGACGGGUUAUUUUUGACAAUCCUGCACUACAACCAACGUGAAUUGUGUGGUGAUGUGCAGUUACCAAGGCUGUCCCGUUACGGCCAUAACGCAGAUGAUGUGCGGUUGACAUUAACGUCUUUGCUCACAAGUGUGCUUUCUACAAGCUGCGUCUGCAGAGAGGCGAUACUCUAGUGUGUCCGUGCGCAACAGUGAUGGUUCCCGUGAUUGACUGGCGGACCAAAGGCACAGAAUGUGGUUGACGGACCACCUGACAACAGCUGUGAUGAACCCUGUGUGAUAACUCCCCACUGGACUUACGCACUGUAGGGAGAUAGGAUGCCAGAAACUAUCUUUUCUACUAUUUUUCUUUCUCUUUCUUUUUGUUUCUAUUUACGCCGUCGCUCUACAUAUUCGUGAAAUCAUAAAUCAAUGUGUGAUGGCUGAGCCAGCGGAUGUUAGAGGGUGGCUUGCACAAAGCAAGGCGUCUUUAAUUUCAUAUCUUAUGCGCAAGCACUGAAUGCUCAGCAAUCGUUCCAUGUCAUGAAGGUACGUUACUAAUAAAAGAAUUAAACACAA
Molecule: messenger RNA, 3407 nt
Organism: Ornithodoros turicata
Lineage: Eukaryota; Metazoa; Arthropoda; Arachnida; Ixodida; Argasidae
Product: hemicentin-2-like
Exons: 15
Coding region: 66-2606 (846 amino acids)
Molecular function (GO): protein binding
Source: RefSeq, a predicted model, not a curated record